This is a messenger RNA of Chelonoidis abingdonii (Abingdon island giant tortoise), 4182 nucleotides long. It is a transcript of the gene SKI, whose product is annotated as SKI proto-oncogene. Gene Ontology annotation, cellular component: cytoplasm; nucleus; transcription regulator complex. Gene Ontology annotation, molecular function: RNA polymerase II cis-regulatory region sequence-specific DNA binding; SMAD binding; DNA-binding transcription factor activity, RNA polymerase II-specific. Gene Ontology annotation, biological process: negative regulation of BMP signaling pathway; negative regulation of transforming growth factor beta receptor signaling pathway; negative regulation of transcription by RNA polymerase II. The record is from RefSeq and is a predicted model, not a curated record. Lineage: Eukaryota; Metazoa; Chordata; Testudines; Testudinidae.
AGUGCCCCCGGGCCGGAGGGAAGGAGCCGGGCACACGCGCCCCGCGGGGACACUCAGCGACAGGGGGGGUGGUGGCCGGCUGACCCCAGAGGCGAGGCAGGGCGGGCCGGGUGGUUUCAUGUGUUGGCCCCGGGCUUAGUGGAGUCGGACCCGGGGGUUUUCUGUCUUUAUCUCUGGUUGUCGGUCGGGGUGGUGAGGGGCUGAAAGAUGGAGACUGUCAGUCGAAGCAGCUUCCAGCCGCAUCCCGGGCUGCAGAAGACCUUGGAACAGUUUCAUCUGAGCUCCAUGAGCUCCCUGGGUGGCCCGGCCGCCUUCUCCGCCCGCUGGGCGCAGGAGAUGUACAAGAAGGACAAUGGCAAAGAGCCGGCGGAGCCCGUCCUCCACCUGCCCCCCAUCCAGCCCCCGCCCGUCAUGCCGGGCCCCUUUUUCAUGCCGUCGGACCGCUCCACGGAGCGGUGCGAGACCAUCCUGGAAGGGGAGACCAUCUCCUGCUUCGUGGUGGGUGGGGAGAAGCGGCUGUGCCUGCCCCAGAUCCUGAACUCCGUGCUCAGGGACUUCUCCCUGCAGCAGAUCAACUCGGUGUGCGACGAGCUGCACAUCUACUGCUCCAGGUGCACGGCCGACCAGCUGGAGAUCCUGAAAGUCAUGGGCAUCCUGCCCUUCUCGGCCCCCUCCUGCGGGCUCAUCACCAAGACGGACGCCGAGAGGCUCUGCAAUGCCUUGCUCUACGGGGGCACCUACCCGCCCCACUGCAAGAAGGAGUUCUCCAGCACCAUCGAGCUGGAGCUCACCGAGAAGAGCUUCAAGGUGUACCACGAGUGCUUUGGGAAGUGCAAGGGACUCCUCGUGCCAGAGCUGUACACCAACCCCAGCGCUGCCUGCAUCCAGUGCUUGGACUGCAGGCUCAUGUACCCGCCUCACAAAUUUGUGGUCCACUCGCAUAAAUCCUUGGAGAACAGGACUUGCCACUGGGGCUUUGACUCGGCGAACUGGAGGUCCUAUAUCCUCCUCAGCCAGGAUUACACCGGCAAAGAGGAGAAAGCAAGGCUGGGCCAGCUCUUGGAUGAAAUGAAGGAGAAAUUUGACUACAGCAACAAAUACAAGAGAAAAGCACCCAGGAUCCCUUCAGAUCCUCCUGCUUCCAAAAAGCCCAAAACUGAUGACUCUGCUUCCCAGUCUCCAACUUCUGCCGAGAAGGAAAAGCAGUCCAGUUGGUUACGAUCCUUGUCUGGUUCAUCCAAUAAGAGUAUUGGUUGUGUCCAUCCCCGUCAACGCCUCUCUGCUUUCCGGCCUUGGUCCCCUGCUGUUUCAGCAAACGAGAAAGAUCUCUCGACACAUCUUCCCAUACUAAUCCGAGACAGUUUUUACUCCUACAAAAGUUUCGAGAAUGCUGUGGCCCCCAACGUGGCUCUUGCGCCUCCUGCUCAGCAGAAGAUUAUAAGCAAUUCCCCAUGUGCCACAGUGGUGUCACGGAGCAGUGAGCCAAUGAGCAGCCCAGUCCAGCCACGGAAAAGGAAGCUGACUGCAGACAACCCAGCAGUCCCGGACACAGUGACCACUGUCACUGCCACCGAAGAGGACAAAGAGUCAGAAGCAGAGAUUGAAGUAGAAACCCGGGAGGAAUGUAAGUUCACCUCCUCCCUGUCCUCGCUCUCCUCCCCAUCCUUUACUUCAUCCAGCUCUGCGAAGGACAUGAGCUCACCUAGCAUGCAAACCACGGCCACUGUCAGCAACUCCUUUGAAGUUGCCACCCAUGCUGAGUCUCACAGCAGCGGAUUGGAAGCUGAACUGGAGCAUCUAAGGCAGGCCCUGGACAGUGGCCUGGAUACUAAAGAAGCCAAAGAGAAAUUCCUCCAUGAAGUAGUUAAAAUGAGAGUGAAGCAGGAGGAGAAGCUAAAUGCUGCCUUGCAGGCUAAACGAAGCCUGCACCAGGAGCUGGAGUUCCUGCGUGUGGCUAAGAAGGAGAAGCUGAGAGAGGCAACCGAGGCAAAGCGCAACUUGAGGAAAGAGAUUGAACGUCUUAGAGCUGAGAACGAGAAGAAAAUGAAAGAAGCCAAUGAGUCGCGGAUACGACUAAAGCGGGAACUGGAGCAAGCCAGGCAGAUCCGGGUGUGUGACAAAGGAUGUGAAGCAGGCAGGCUGCGGGCCAAAUACUCUGCCCAGAUUGAGGACCUACAGGUUAAGCUUCAGCAUGCCGAGGCUGACAGGGAACAGCUCCGAGCGGACCUGCUGCAUGAGAGGGAGGCUCGGGAACACUUGGAAAAAGUGGUCAAGGAACUUCAGGAACAACUGUGGCCUAAAUCAAGCAAUCAUCCCAGCAGUGAGAACACAGCAAACAACACUGAGAAUUAACGUCUGAUCUAUAAACAAAAUGACAUAUAUGCACAGUAAGGGAGGAUGUGUGGGGUGUGUGUGUACGUGCAUGUGUGAGUGGGUGUGUGUUGCGCUGCACACAUCUAUAAAUAUGGACUUUAUCAGUAGUUGGAGGGCAAAUGUUACUCUUUACAACAGAAGCACUGACUUACGCCUCUUUUUUCAAUCCAUAUAGCACAACAUCUUACUGUGCCUAUACCACACAGAGUGUUUAUAAACUAAAUACUUUUGAGUCCACUGCAAAUUUUCUACUGGCAAACUUCAAGCAAGCAGCAUCGUCCAGUUCAAACCAGAGUAUAAGGCAAGCAACCAUGGCAGUGCUGUGAUGUUGUUCUUGUGCUUGCUGGAACACUUUGGAAUGUAAAACAAAAAAAAACAACAACAAACUUUUUGUUAUAAGCUAUUUAAAAUGAUUACAUUAUACAGACUUGGUAUUAAAACAAUUAACAAGAUUUUUUUUUAAUAAGGAACCUUUAAAAGCAAAACAAACUAAUUAAAAAAAACAAACCCUUGAUGCACAAUUUUUAAAUGACUUGUUACAGGCUUUGGGAUUCUUAUUGUAGAAGCCCUCUGGUGAUAUUGCCAUUUCAUCAGCAAUUUUCAACCCCUUAGGAAGCCAUCACAGUUUUAACAUUGUCAUGUGGUUCUAUGAGAAUUUCAGAGUGCUUUUCAAAGUUGAUUUUUUUUCUUAGUAUGAACGAUCCUCGUUUUCCUCUACUAAACCCAGGAAGAAAGGAGGAUGGAGGGGAGUGCAUGUGUGGGGAGAGUGUAUGCUAGAGAGAGAUAAAUCCAGCCUUAUUGACUUCAGUGUUUGUAAAUCAUGCCAUAAUUUUUAAAGAUAUCGGUCAUUAACUGAUGUGUUCAAAAGACUCACUUCAUCCAAGAACACUUCAGUUUUAGGAAAAGAAUGGAAGAAGAAAGAAAGUGAAUGAACUUAAGUUGGUUGAAAGAUAAGCAAAAAAAAAAAACAAAAAAAAAACACAACCUGCAUUUUGAAGUCAUUCUGAAAUCUUUACUUCAGUUUUCCAGAGAACUCAUCUUUGUUACACAAUCCUUUCAUAAAUUCAGUAUUGAUUUACCUACUCGGCAUCGUCUGUCAGGAUUACUGUGCCCAAGGACAGUGCAACACCAGAUACUACAGAAAACUAAGAAUGACACUUUUGCUGCUGUGAAUAAGGCUACAUCUUUUAUUUUUUUUAAAUAAUAGAAAUUACUUUAAUUUUGGGAUCCAAGCCGCAGCCCUGGAAUAAAAUUGCAGCAUUACAUCACUUUGUCUUUUUUUAUUUUUAUUUUUUUUUUUUAAGGAACUGCACUUUGUCAAAAAUCUUCCUCUGCAUUUUAUUCCACAGUUGUAAAGUUUACAGGUUGAUUAUUCUAGGUUGAACUGUGCUUUAAAGACUUCAAAACAUCCACCCGAUUCUCCACAGCCUGGCACCUCGUGUCAUCAUUCACACCCAGGCAAAGUGACUGCAGACCAGGCACUGAGCUACCAAAUCAGGAUUUUCCAUAUACAUAUGCUAGUAGCAGUAUUUUAUACUCGCUUUGCAUGGUUGUACAUAUCGACAAAGUGGAAGGAUGUGGAGAUUUGGGCUUUCCCCAUGUGUUUGUUAUAGAUAUAUAUAUGCAGUGCUUUACUGAACAAGGGAAAUCAUUUAAUAAAAAACACACAUUUCUCAAUCUGCAUCCAAGUUAAAAGGCAUAAGGUAAAAAUUGGACCUGGGGCUGCUGAUGUGCCUUCCAGCUAAUUAUUCCUUUCAGCAUCUUGUAAAGGAAAUGUUGACUUUUUUUCCACAACUUAAAGAAGAAAAG